CUCACUACAAAAAUGGACGGUAAGUACCCCUCCCAAUCCCUCUUCCCCACCCACUUCCCCACUUCCUCUUUCAUUCUAGACCACUCGAUCAGUUCCGACGACUCAAUAGCCGACUCUUACGACGCUGAAGGGAACUACAUCGGCAAGAAGGAAAAAGUCAACAGGAAGGAAGAAGCACUGUACGGGGAAUUUUUAAGACACUCGCCUGAUAGAGAACAGAGAAAGAGAGGAAGGAGUAAGAAAGAAGCUGAUUAUACUAAGCCUGUGAAGUAUGUUAGAGGAGAAACAUUGGUCAAUAAAGCGACACGUGAGACGAUGGUAAAACCUGGGGUAAAGAAGAAAGUAGAGGUGAGUAAGGAAGAAGAUGAUGAACAGAGAAAAGAGAAAUUUAAGAAACAAAUGCAAGAAAUGCCUACUUUGUUUGGGAAAGGGGGAAGUAAGGCAGAUGUAAGCCAGACUAUUGAAAAUCAACGCCUUAAACGUGAAGAGAAGAAAUAUGAAAUGUAUGGGAAAGGACAUAAAUUCUUGAAGAAUAUGGGAUUCACUGCGGAUCAGCAUAUUGAAAUUGUGCAUGCUGUUAAGAGACAAAAUGGACUUGGACUAGGAGCGAAAGAUCCUAAAGGGAAACAGCAUAAUCCUGAUUUAGAGAGAGGCAGAAAGGGAUUUGAGUAUGGCCAAGAUGGAGGGGUUAACAAGACAAAGAAACCGGUAACAGUUCCUAAGGAAGCAAAGCCAAAUGAUAAGGAAUUUCUCCAAUUUCUGAUGAAGACAAGUCAAGAAACUUCAAAACAGAAAGUAAAGCGAGCUAGGAAUACUGAAAAUGAGUUCUCUGCUGAAAAUUUUAUGAAAAAUAGUCGGGUCGUGAAUCAAUUAAAUCUCAUUGACGAGACUGGAGGUCAUGCAAAUGCUAUAUUUUCAAAAAGUAGUUAUAAAGAUGAUCAGUCAAGAUACCAAGAUCAGCCUGAUGGAGUUUUCCUCGAGUCAGACCGGCAAGAAUCCAAGAAACCUUUGACCAAGAGGAUGCAGAUUUUUGAGAAAUACAACAGACAGAAAGAAUUGGUCAAGAGUAAACUUCAGUCUUGUAUAAAUAAGAAAGAAUUUGCUAAUUCUUUACUCAUAACGAUGGACCAUGAACAAGCAACCUUAAUUCAGCAGAUAAAGGAAGAGGAGGAAUCCAAGGCUCAUUUGGUGGGUUAUAAACAGAAACUUGACACGCUCCUUGAGAAGGCACAAAAUAGCCAUGAUCUUAUUGACUCGUUCAAGCAACUUUACUUAGAUACUUUUCAAGGCAAAAAGAAAGGAGCAGAGGGAAGUAAAUACUGAAAAGUAGAUUUAUUUGACCUGGAGCAGUUCAGCCUCGCAACAAUGCUGUGCAAAAUUCUUUGUCACACACUUGGCAAAGAAGCGAAACAGGUGGACUUCUUAACCCAGCCUCUUAUUUUAUUCGAUACUGUAGCUAGCUUUAGAGAAUUUUUACUUAAAAUUCUUGAAGAUAAUAUAUCCAAUCUUGAAGGUGAGGAAGCAGAUGGGUUAUUUGGCUAUUCUAGUCUACAAGAGAAAGAACUUGCCAAUGGCAAACAGAUCAUAGGAGCUUAUCUCACAAUUCUAUUGAAGGAUACACUAUAUCACAAUUUGAGGCAGUUUAUUUCAGUCAAGUGGGAUCCUGUAGAGGAGAUCCAUCUAAUAAAUUUCUUUGAGAAAUGGUCUAAUCUGAUCCCUCUCAGGUUAUACAAUCAUAUUCUAUCGUCAUAUGUGAUUCCAAAAUUGAAGCAGGAGAUGGACAAAAUUGAUUCUAAGCAAGCCAUAUCUCACUCGUUCUUUGACUGGGUAUCUCCUUGGGUGGAUAUACUUGACAAGAAUUCACCAAAAGAUGCUCAGACCUUCAGAGUAGCUAUCAGGCUAAAGCUGGUCCAGUUUAUGAAAGAAUGGUCUCCUUCAAACAAUGAGCUCACCAAGGAGAUUCAAAAGUGGAGGAAGCUGUAUGAUGAUAACAACUGGAAGAGCUUGGUAUCAGCUGUUGUUGCUAAGCUAGCUUAUCACCUUAAGAAAUUGAAAAUAAAUCCUCAAAACCAGAAGAUAGAGCCAGUUAGCUGGGUCUUGAAGUGGUCCUCUCAUCUUGAUACCAAGACUAUGUGCACUAUUUUCAGAGAAAAUUUAAUCCAUAAUUGGGUUAAGACGUGAAUUAAAUGGGCAGAAAUGCCAAAUGCAGAUUUUGCUGAAAUCAUGGAAUGGUAUCAGGGAUGGAAAGGACUGCUACCUGCCAAGGUUAGAGAAGAUCCAGAGAUCCAGAAUUACUUCAAAUGCGCACUGAUUUAUAUAAACUCUAGGAUUUAAUUCAAUAGAUAUAUGGCUU
Messenger RNA from Moneuplotes crassus, 2353 nucleotides. NCBI's taxonomy places the organism in Eukaryota, Ciliophora, Spirotrichea, Euplotida, Euplotidae. The record is from the annotation of a GenBank genome assembly.